AUGGCGCCAGAGGUUAUACUUGCUCAGGAUUCUGGAAUUUACGAUGAACGUGCUGAUAUUUGGUCCUUUGGUAUAACUUGUAUCGAACUUGCCGAAUUAAAGCCUCCAUUUUUGGACAUGAAUGUUGGUAGUGACUAUUCUAAUCAUUAUUUUUUUAAUCUAGACUUAAUGUCAGACAUUUUUUUGUUCAUAUGUGUUUUUAAGGCUUAUUCUGCCAUGUAUCACAUUGCUCAAAAUGAUCCUCCUUUUCUACAGCCAAUUGAUGACCCAGAACUUUCUCCUUGGUCGGAAGAUUUUCAUUCUUUUGUUGAACAGUGCCUUCGAAAAGAUCCUCAACAACGACUUUCUACAAAUGCUUGUUUAGCUCAUCCGUUUAUAACUUGUGAAAAGCCUCCGAAUGUAAUAAUGAAUUUAAUAAAUCGUAUUAAAAAUGCCGUAAAAGAGCAAGAUCAUUCGCAAUAUGGCAGAUUGCGGCGUCUUAUUUGUAUGGACGCUAAUGGUCAUUUAAAUGAAGAAAAUGUUGAAGGUGUUGAGACGCAAAAUGAGGAUAUUUCUAUUACUUCCGAAGAUGACAUUAAUCAUCAACGACAACAACAAUCAAAUAAAUUAGAAGAAAUUAAAGAAGAAAAUGAUGAAAAACAAGAUAAUCAACAUUUGCAACAUCAAUUAAGUAUUAAUAACAGAACAAUAAUUAGUUUAAAUGGAACAGAUUCAUUGCCUUCUUCUGAACCUGAACAUCAACAACAACAAAUAUUGACACCUUCUGGUAUAUUAAGUUUGCAUUCUACUAAUUUUGAUCAACAACAAGUCAAGGAUGAUAUCAAUACUCUUCGUCGUUCCAAAUUUUCUACACUUAGGACUACAAAAAUUAUUGCUCGUGAACUUCAAGAAUAUCAAGCAGAUAAUUUAUAUGAACAAAUGUGUGGUUAUAAACGUUUAAGGCAACAACACCAUAAAGAAUUAAAACAAUUAGAAGAACGUUGUAGUAAUGAUGCUGACAAUCAAAGGUUAAAAUUAGAUAGAGAACGUGAACAAUUAGAAGGAAAUUGUCAAAGAGAAACUGAAAAAGUACGAACACAGAUUCAAUUAGAAUUGGAACGGCGUAGACGAGAAAAUGAAGAAGAAUCAAGAAAAACAAAUAAAACUAGGGAAGCAACUUUAAAACAUGACUUGAAGAGUUAUGUAGCGGCGCAAAAGAAGGAAUAUAAGUUCAAUAAAGAACGAUGUAAAAUGGAACUUAAAAGUCAAGGUCUUCCAAAAAAUGCUUAUGAAGUAGCGUUGAAAGCAGCAAAGGUUCGCCUUAACGAAAUCAAACAACAUGUUGAACGAAAAUUUGCUGAUGAACAAAGUUUUAUUUUACAAAAAGAGCUUAAAGAAUUAAAUAAGCAACAAUUAUUGCGCUUUCACAAUCUUGAAACUCAACUCACAAAUAAUGAAUUAAAUAUUCGUGCACGUCAAUUAGAUACUUUACAUGCUCUUUUAAAUAAACAUCAUGAAAUUAUUAAAUCUUUGGAAUUUUCUCAUUUUAAUUUAAUUGAACAAAUGAAAAGACGUCAUUUAGAAGCACAACAUGAAGCAGAAUUGUCAAGUCAACGGGAUUAUAAUAAAAGAGCUCUUGAAGAAAAAACUAAAGAACAUGCUAUGCAAUCAAAACAACAACCAAGAGAAUUAAAAGCUAAAGAAGCUAUAAUUCGCAAACAAUUUCGUUUAGCAGUCAAAAUCCAAUCAAGACAAUUUAAAGCAUAUCAGGCACAUAUGUUACAACUAGUUCCUAAAGAAGAGCACAAGGAAUUACAUAUUCGUUUAAAAGAAGAACAAAAUAGAAAAAUUGCAGCUCUAGCUGAUCAAUAUGAAUUAACUAUUGAAAAAAUGGUUACAGAACAAACGGUUAAAUUAGAUUCACAACAAGAAGAGGAUCUUCGUUUAUUAACAGAGAAACUUAAUAAAGAAUUAAGUUUACUGACAGAUUAUCAAGAACGACAAAAAGCUUCUUUAUAUGCUCAAAUUGAACGCGAACGUGUUCAACUACAAGAUAGGCUUAAUUUACGGUUGGCUGUUGUUCAACAAAAGAUUAAUGACGAUAAAUCCUUCUUUGAUCGUACAUGUGAAAAACGACUUUCACAAUUACAAAAGAAGCAAAUUGCUGAAUUGGAGCUUUUUUCUGCUGCUAAUAAUACAGAAGGAGAAAAUGCUUCAACAACAACAGCAAGAUUAUCAAUUGAACGUAGUAUUAGUAGUAAUAUAAAUAAAGAAAAUUCUUCGUCUUCUUGUAAUACUUCACAACCAGGAACACCAAAAAAAAGUCCUAGCAACGAAGAAAAAAAUAAUCAUUUUGUUGGAUCAUCAAAUGUUGUUGUUAAUUUAAAUGGUGCUAAUGGUAAUAUUAUUAUUAAUAAAGAGGUUUUAUGCUCUACAAGUAGUAAUAAUAAAAAUGCUAGUAUUCCAACUGAAGAUAAUCUUAAUGUUGAAUUAAGAAGGUGUACGUUUACUAAUCUUUGA
Meloidogyne enterolobii is the source of this 2499-nucleotide messenger RNA. NCBI's taxonomy places the organism in Eukaryota, Metazoa, Nematoda, Chromadorea, Rhabditida, Meloidogynidae. The record is from the annotation of a GenBank genome assembly.